AUCUCUCCUGCUGAGGUCUAGAGUUGCAUUGCUGUGAUUAUUGGUGGUAGCAGUGUGCGUGUCUGGGGAUCUGUGUUUAGCUUCUUCGUUUCUUAAACAGCACAGGGGCAGCAGCCAGGCAAGUUGGCAGCUUUGCUUUCUGGCUGCAUUGUCUGCUGCUAGAAAGAGGGAUUGUGAGUGGGGAGCAGCAUGGCAGAACAAGAAGCCAGUGGCUUGCAAGUCCUUCUUUCCACCCUCCAGAGCUCCUGUGACAAGGAUGUUAUGCUGAAUAUUCUCAGCGUCCUCACUGACCUGCUCUCUCUGGGGACCGGACGGAGAAUUCAGUACAUGAUCAGCAAAGGGGGCAGUGAGGCCCUGCUGCAGGCCCUCAUCUCUGCUGCCCGCUCCGAGCCCCCCGACCACAGCAUUCUCCUGCCCCUGCUUCGCCUCCUGGCCAGGGUUGGCCAACGAGAUAGGAAGUUUGGGCUAAAAGUACAGAAGGCAGAAGCAACUGAAGUAAUCCUGAGCUUGACAAGACAAAACAUGGGCCACCACCUGAACCUCACCCACUGCCUCUGGGUCCUGCGGGUUUGUGCUUCUAAUGUUACUGCAGGAACCACGCUUGGCAUCAAUGGAGCUAUGGAGCUGCUUUUCAAAGUCAUCACCCCCUACAGCAAGCGACACAUCAGGACAGUCAGGGCAGCCAUUGAGGCUCUGGCAGCUUUGCUGAAAUCAAAAUCUAACAGCCGACGGGCAGUGAACAGAGGCUACCUGGGUGGAUUGCUGAGACUCUAUCAAGACUGGCAUCAAAAUGACAUCUCCAACAACUACAUCUAUAUUCGUAGGGGUCUCCUGCUCUGCCUAAAGCACAUCACCAAUAUCCAGCUGGGCAGGGAGACUUUCCUUGGUUCCCGAGGUAUGGAGAUUCUCUUCAGGAGUGUGCAGGACUGUUUAUCUUGCAAAAAUCUGGAUCCUAUCGUAACCACUGUGACUCAGAUUCUAAGAAAGUGCUACCCCAAGGAGCCUCUGCCUGUGGUGUCAGUAAGAAGUUCCUAUUCCUUCCCUCUUCCUGGGAAUGUCAAGACUGAACCUCCAUGUGUGGGAUUUGAAGAUGACUAUGAAAGUGAUGGAGAGGAAGAGGUAGAAAAAGAUCUGGAUAAAGGCGACGUGGAGAGUGCGGAGGAAGAUUAUGACUUGGAGACAGAUGUUAACAAAUUGAGAUCAAGGCCAGUACUUGACCGGCCAGAAGAAGAGCUUGGACAAUACGAAGCAAUGUGCCUAGAGCUUUUCCAUACUUUCCAGGAGCUUGAAUCAGAGUCUGAAGAAAACAAGAGCUUGGAGGACAGGACUGAAAAUUUUCCCUCCACUCCCUCUCAUUUAAUUCCAAGUGACAAUUCUGUGAAACAUCCAAACUACAGAUGGAGGAACCAAAGCGCCACAGAGGCAGGACCAGAUCCAGGAGAGAAGAAUUUCAAAGUUCCACUGCAGAGCUGGACAAAGAAAGAGAAAUGCAAAUGCGAUAUAAUUGAUGAAGAGAGAGACGUUAUAGAAACAGUCCAAAAUACAGACUCCUGUGAAAAGGAAAAUCCAGCCAAGACUCAUGUGUUUACUCUGCGUCCCCUCCCAAAAGAGACUGCUUGGUACAAAAAAACAUUUAACCCUGAAUGUGAGGCUUCAGCUGAUCCUAGUUCUGGAGAGAGACGGGAGACCUCAGACAUAGUGACAAACGUUCUGGAGGAGCACCGAGGGAACAUCCCAUUCCAUAACCCUCACUUCUAUGUAGCCAGGGCAAAACGUAUCAAGUCCAUACCAGCCUACAAAGACUUGGCAUUCCCUGAUUUCUGGGGUCACCAGCCACCGCCUUAUGGCAAGCCAAUGUUGGAGCGGCAGUAUGGGGUUCAAAGGGACAAGGUACUGGAUGAUGUUCGCCGCUUAAUCCAGCCAUGUGAUGUGAUAGGCAGAACUGUUUAUGAUCUAGAUGAGCCCAGUCACUCAAGCCCAGGCACUCCAGGCUGUCUGACAUUCUUCUCCAAGUUUGAAUCAGGAAACCUUCGCAAAGCCAUCCAAGUGCGUGAGUUUGAGUAUGACUUAAUUAUGAAUGCAGAUGUGAACAGUAACCAGCAUCACCAGUGGUUCUACUUUGAAGUCCGUGACAUGAAAUUAGCAGUUCCCUAUCGCUUCAACAUUAUCAACUGUGAGAAGUUCAACAGCCAGUUUAAUUAUGGAAUGCAGCUCGUUAUGUAUUCUGUGAAGGAAGCUCUCCUGGGCAGGCCUCACUGGCUUCGAGCAGGCCAUGAUAUCAGCUACUACAAAAACCACUACCGCUGCAGUGCAGCUGCAGGAGGAGGCAUGAGAGGAAAAUAUUACUACACACUCACCUUCAGCAUCAAGUUCCCUCACAAAGAUGAUGUCUGCUACCUGGCCUACCAUUACCCCUACACCUACUCCACAAUGAUGGCCCAUCUUGACAUUCUGGAACAAAAUAGGAACCCCAAGAAGGUCUACUGGAGGAAGCAGACGCUGUGCCAGACACUAGGAGGAAAUCCAUGCCCAUUGCUCACAAUCACUGCCAUGCCAGAAUCUAAAAGAAGCGAUGACUUGGAACAGUUCUACAAUCGUCCGUAUGUCUUUCUAAUGGCCCGCGUUCACCCUGGAGAAAGCAAUGCCAGCUGGGUUAUGAAAGGGACCCUAGAAUUCCUUGUGAGCAGUGAUCCCAUUGCUGAUCUCCUAAGGAAAUGUUUCAUUUUCAAGAUUGUCCCCAUGCUCAAUCCUGAUGGAGUCAUCAAUGGCAACCAUCGUUGUUCCUUGAGCGGGGAUGAUCUGAACAGACAGUGGUUGAAGCCCAAUUCCCAGCUUCAUCCAACUAUUUACCACACCAAAGGUCUUCUGUACUAUCUGCGCAGUAUUGGCCGGGCUCCUCUGGUAUUCUGUGACUACCAUGGCCACUCCCAGAAAAAGAAUGUGUUUCUCUAUGGUUGCAGUAUCAAGGAGACCUUAUGGCAAGCAGGCUGCACAGUUGACACAGCAGUUAUCACAGAAGAUGUUGGCUACAGGACUCUUCCUAAAAUCCUGGAUAAAGUGGCCCCCGCCUUUGUCAUGAACAGCUGCAGCUUCCUGGUAGAGAAGUCCCGGGAAUCAACAGCGCGGGUCGUGGUGUGGCAGGAAAUGGGCGUGUUGAGGAGCUACACCAUGGAGAGCACAUAUUGCGGCUGUAGCCACGGUCUCUACAAAGGCCUGCAGCUGGGAACUCAAGAGUUGGAGGAGAUGGGAAGCAAGUUUUGCCUUGCUCUGCUCAUUCUGCAUCUCAAAUCCUUGCCCUGCAGCAAGAAGGUGAUGGACCAGGCAGCGCUCCUGCUAGAUCUGGAUGAGGAGAUAACAGACCGAGCACAAAGAAGCUGCAGCAACAGCAGCCUGGAGACUGAUGAUGAACCUCCUUGUGUGGAAGAAAUCGAUUAUAAUACUGACAGUUGUUCUGAUGGUGAAGGGGACUUCUCGGAGCUAGACCAAGAGAUCCAGGAGUGCCUCUCGUGUGUGGAAGGAGCGGCAGAAGAUGAGGGAGAGACCACAGGACAGACAUGCAGCUCCAAGGCUCUCAGAGGGCUUUACAUUUCCAGCCAGCCAGCAUCCAACAGUACGGCUCUCCCUCUGCGUUCAACACCGCUCGGGGUGUACAGUGGGUUUGAAGGGAGCCCUGCGUAAGCAAGGCUUUGACUUGCAGAGCAGUAAGCAAAUGGGCUACUGCUUAUAUUCACCUGCUUGCCAGCUUCAGCACCCUUCCCAGAUGCAUUGCUCUGGUUCCGCAUGGAAAACUGACGGUGUGUUUGUGGAAUUUGUACACAUAUAUAUACCGAGAACAGCUCCUUGCACUUUGUACACAAGGCAGAGUACAACGUGAGAACAUCAUCCAUUCCCAAACAGAAUCCCCACUUCCAUGGCUGCCUCUAGUAUGCGGAGUCAUAUAGAGUGACCCAAGGAAUGGUAUUCUGAGUGUCCAAAGAACAAGACACUGCGUCCCGUUUCCUGGUUUAGGUUCUUAUUAUGGCAGCAGCCUUUGCCCACAAAUCCUGGAACAGUGACAGUUUCUGAGGCCUUUGGCCAGAGCUCUCCAUUACCAUUAGUUUCUCCAGAACUGUAGAGCACGUAUCUGAUCUCUGAUCAGAAUUUUGACAGUGUUUUUAAUGGGUUGGGUCAGGGUGUGCAUGCUUCUGAGCUGUUCAUAUCUCAGCAACAGUGUGCAGAAUCCAACAUGCCACAGUAAGGAAAGCACUGCUGACAGUAGGGGGCAGGUCCCUGGAAACCUGGGCUAAAUUCACCUCUUUGCUGCACUGGAAUGAACUAGUCCAGCACAAUCUCAUUCGAGUCACUUCAUGCUUGAACUGAUGGGCCCAAGUGCAGAAUUUGUUUCACAGAUGCAAUGAAAUUAUACUUUCUUUGUGAGACAUCCUUCCAGCAGGAUGUGCUGAGAGAGUACAGAUACAGCAGUUCAUCCUGGGGAACUAUGUAAAGAUGCUGUUGGGAGUGACAGGAGUUGGAAGCAUUGCAAGGAGGAAAAGAUGUUCUCUUGAUUUAGCUGGGGUCCCACAAUAUUGUGCUAAUGGAUUAGUGAUGGUGGAAAUAUCUGAAGUGAAUUUAGCCCAAGAAGCAGUCCAGUGACUAAUUAUUCUUUUUUAGUUUUUUUAUGAUACCGCUAAGGAAACCUAGUUCAUGGAACAGGACCUCAUUGUUCCAGAUAGCAAUAUAAGAGAAGAUACUAAUUGUGGGUUAUUCAUAGGACACGGCGUGCUGGUGAUUCCCGUAACAAAGUCAGAACAGCUUCUCCUUUGAUCCACAAAUGGAAAAAAAAAAAAAAAAAAAAAAAAAAAAAAGAUUAAAGAUUUCUCAUAAAAUUGUCUGCAAAAAACAUCCCCUGAUUCUAUAAAGUGCUGUCUACAGUGCUGUCUGUGUUACAGAUAACACAGGAAUGUCUUUGCAAGCCUUAAUCCACUGGCAUUAGAGUUCACUGUGUCUCCACGCAGAUGUCCAAAGCAAUGGAGAUGUGGCUUUGUGAACUUCAACACAGUCCAAGAACCCAAACGUGUGCCUGAAGUCCCUAAAGCCUGAAGCCUGUAUAACCACACUGCACUCCUCAUAUUGCCUGUACUUAUCAUGUGUCUUAGACUCUGCUGCUGCAAACGGAGAAUUGUCUUGAACCCAGAUGGUUCAAGUGUGCUGUGCAAGAGGCUCCCAUCUCUGUCACUGCAUCCUUUAUGAGGCUCAAGGAGAAGGAUGAAUGUAUAGUGACUUGUACCAUUACAGACUAUAAGGCCUCCACUGCUGGUGAUUACUGUUAUUAUUAUUGAUGUGUGAUUAAAAGCACUAUGACAUCCUCUCCUCUUUAUGGUGUUUGUAGAGAGAAUUACUGGAGCAGACUGAUUUUUUUUUUUUUUUUUCUUUUUUAAUUUUCUGGUGCAUUUGUGAACACCUUUCCCCAGACUAUGUGGACAUACACUUCCAUCAGGAGACUGCUCUUUGGAGAAACUGCUUCUUCCUAUCCUGCUGGGGUUUCAGUAUCCAGGUGUUUGAAAGUCUUCACCGCCAUAUCACAGUUCUCUCUGUCUCUAGCUCUCUCUUUAUGACACCGCUCAAAAGACAGUCAGCUUGGGUCCUCAGAAGCUGAGCUUCUUAGACGGAGCUAAUUCAUUAGGUAUGGUGUGUGUUCUCUGUUCAGACGUCAUGUUCUGCUUGCUUUAGUGUGCAGCUUGUUGCACACAAUACUGAAUCUUCAUAAAAGGAUGGCUCACAGGAAUGGGCAUCAAAGAGGUAAAACAGGUGCUCCCAUUAUAAUAGUCCGUAUAACAUUGCUUAAAAGCUUAUUAUUGAAAAAUGCUAUAUGUGCAUAGGUGACUUCAAAAUCCAAGAUUCAUAUGCAUGACAAAACACUCACACUGUGCUGGAUCCAGUCUGCAGUCCGUGUUGUAAGAUCUCCAGCAUGCAGCAUUACCCUGGGACACAGGGCAAAAAUCUACCACUAUGUCUGUAGAUGUGCCUGUAUGCAUCCAGAGCCUCUCUUCACGCUGUGUUCUAUAUCAACACCCUCCAAUCUUAUUGGAAAGGAAAAUAAGUCUUCUUAGAGCAGCAUAUUUCUUAAUGAGGCACCAAUAUUUUAGCUAUAAAUACUACAGGCCAGCCUCAGCCUUCUAGCUGUUUCCUUCUGAACUUGUUACGCUAGGGAGAACUCUGUUCAGUGGGCAAACCCUGCCAUAGUUGUGAUUCAUUCAAUCUACAGAUGGUGGCAGAGUAGUCCAAAUAUAAUAAAAGGGGAGAUGUCACCUCCAUGCAUGUUUGGAGCCAAAUGUAUAGUGCUGUUACACAAAUCUAUGUGCUCGGAACUGCAGGAGGAAAAAAAGAGAGAUGGCAAAGGCCCUUGGUGUGCUGUCAGCAUCCGGGAUCUGAGUGCAGCAGGGGAGCAAAACCUGGGCAGAGCCACCACUCCUGCACAGAUGCUGCUGUGCGGUAUGAAAUAUCCAGCCAAGGCUUCUUCCUGACAACUUCUGUGUUUGUGCCAAACAACCUGUCCGCACGGGGUGGCGAUGGGCAAGUGAACCCCCCAAACCCAAGGGUACCCAGCCUUCGACUGAGAAGGUGGGAGCAGAGGAAGUGCAGAGGGAGGUUUGGCUGACCAACCAGUAGGGAACGGCACCUGGAAACCUCCAGAAGAAGCAGUUUUGUGGGCUGGCUCAUUCUUCCAAGAGCUUUUAUGGGGAGCAGAUACUCUUCUUCUUUUGACAGACCUCUAGAGGUCAGGAGAGGGCCUCCACCGCGCACCGCUCUCUCCCCGUUAUUAAAAUUCUCCCUGAGUCAUGGUAAUUAAGCAGAACUAGGCUCUGCACAGAGGAACGGAAGUGCAUUGACUUUAAUAAAACAGAGUGUAAAACAA
Oxyura jamaicensis (ruddy duck) is the source of this 6895-nucleotide messenger RNA. RefSeq names its product ATP/GTP binding protein like 1 (gene AGBL1). Bases 190 to 3678 code for a protein of 1162 amino acids. Gene Ontology annotation, molecular function: metallocarboxypeptidase activity; zinc ion binding. The record is from RefSeq and is a predicted model, not a curated record. Gene Ontology annotation, biological process: protein side chain deglutamylation; C-terminal protein deglutamylation; proteolysis. NCBI's taxonomy places the organism in Eukaryota, Metazoa, Chordata, Aves, Anseriformes, Anatidae. The transcript is spliced from 23 exons.